GGACAGCUACCGAGGAGCAGACUUUGCUGAGGAGAAGUUUCGCCUUAAAAGUUCUCCCAAAACAUGAAUCAGGGACUUUUUACUUUGGCAUUUCUCCUUUGCGUUUCUUUCGGUAAGUACUUUUGGUCCGUUCUAUUGCAUUGUUUCGCUCAUUGCCAUCUAGUUCUUUUUGGCAAUGAUUAGACAUGCCAGUCGAUCGAUAUAUAGCGGAUUUGAAACGGUUUUGUUCAAAGUUGCCUUUCUUAGGACUGCACUUUCUUCACUGUAUUGGCAUACGAUGUUCAGUUGUUCCUUGCAAGAUAACGCUUCGUCUUUGUUACGGUUUUCUUUAUGUAUUAAAUUGAUCUGAAUGGAGGAUCAUCAGAAAAAGCUGAGUUUGUCAAUAGGCCCGUAAAAGUGAUUGAAAGUUGCAUUCAUACAUUGGUGAAAAGAUAUUUUGAAACAUUAAAGCUUAACUGGCCACGUCUAAUCAAAACAACUGCGCUGUAAAACAACAAAACUUUUCAGCGUUCACGGAUAAGCCGGUGCCUACUUUCGUUUGACAGAGGCUUUCAAUAAACCACCAAAUUCCUUAGAGCUUGCAUCGCCGAAAUAGCUUUACUGUUACUUUAAAAGGUUCAUUUCUACUAGUAAUGCAAUUGAAAUUGGUCUUGAUUCGUAGAUCAAGUGGGAUCGAAGUUUAUUUUAUUGCUGAAUUAGAAGUACACCAAAUUUGGCGAGAGAACGUUAAAAUUCUUUUGAGAGGUUUCAGCUAUUGUAAACUGUUCCACGGUUUUGAAUCAUAAUGACGAAUAGAAUUUCUAAUAAAAUUUGUUUUUGGACUUGAAGGAAAUGAUGUCUUGGUAUCUUCUGCAGCCUGAAUUCCUCUAUACAAAGAACUAUUAAAUUCCCUGGCGGUGUAACUUUCAUACAUUUGAAGACGGAAAAUUCCAGCUAUGAUUAUCGUAUGCAUGCGAUCGUGACUCGUACAUACGAGUGCAUGAAAGACGUGUUAAGUGUGUACCACCACAGAGUAAGGGAGUGAAAAUUUUCACUCCAAAAAUGGAGAUUGUUGAUUAUUUUAAACACGCUUCAUUUUUCAAGUGCAGAUGAGAUUCUCAAAGUCAGAAAGGGAAUGAAUGAAUGAAUGAAUGAAGCUUUAUUUAAUCUCGGUUUGAUGAGGUUGGUUAGAUCUGGUUAGACCCCUAGCAAAAAAUAUGCUAAUAAGCCGACGGAAAAGAAACAUGACGUGCACUUUCAUGUUAAGUUUUUGAUUUAGUGGAAGUUCUGAAUCAGUAUGCCAUAGUCCUAACGGAAAUUUCAAAGUUUUCAUUUUUUGUUCAUUUUAAACUUUUCGAAUUUCGAGUUCAACGCUACAGAGAAUAGGCUCUUUGCAUGACUUGAUCACGUGACCAACUUUCGGUAAACACGAAAACAGUACACUUUUGAAAAAUUUUGUCAGCACAAGCUGAAAGAGUAUAUUAAAAUUAGGUAACCUGAGAAUUUUCAGCCGUAUAUCUCAAAAGUAGCUACUGCAACGGCCGCCGAAAGUUGGAAGCAUUUGUAUGUGAUAAACAACUUUUGCCAUCCAGUCACGCUUGCAUGGUUUUCCAUACAAAGCCUUGUAAAUUCCAAAAUUUUUUAACUGUAGUUAAAUCUUUCCUUCACACAUUUAAGGGCUCAAAUUGCCUUUAUGAAUUAAAAGGAGAUUUGAGCCCUGUAGUGCUUAAGGAAAUAUUUCCUGACAGUUUUGAAAAUUUCGAAAUUACAAGGAUUUGUAUGGAAAACCAUGCAAGCGUGACUGCAUGGCAAAAGUCGUUUAUCUCAUACAAAUGCUUCCAACUUUCGGUGGCCGUUGCAGUCGCUAAUUUGAGAUAUACGGCUGAAACUUCUCGGGUUACCCAAUUUUAAUAUGCUCUUUCAGCUUGUGCUAACAAAAUUUUUCAAAAGUGAACUAUUUUCGUGUUUACCGAAAGUUGAUCACGUGAUCAAGUCAUGUAAAGACCCUAUUGGCUCAUUCUUUCUUAGCUCAACGUCUAUCCUUUGUUACGAAACUGAUAAAUCGCGUUCCACGUAAAAUUUCUGGAAACUGACAAAGGACUCAUUCAAAUUUUCCCGGAAUCGGGUCUGUUACGUAAUUUAAGGUAUCAGUAAAUGACCGCGGGAGGUCCACUGCCUCGUCCGUCCGUACCCAGGGACGCGGGUCUUCUUUGUUUAUUGGCAAUGGCCUCCUUAACGCGACGUUCGAUGUUGCGCUUUUCAGUAAUUAGAACAAUUAUCAAGAGCAUUGCUGGAGCGUUCUAGGCCUUACGACAGAACCAGGAGAGAGACUAUUAAAAGAACAAAUAGCUAUACGUGUUAACAGAGGGCCCCCUACAAUCUGUUAGCACUACUUUCCUGGACUAUAUAGAAAGGAAUACAAUGAUUCCCUGAAAGUCUGAUUAUGUGUUCUAUUUCAGCAUGUGGCUUACAGUGUUAUCGGUGCUUGAGCACGAAAAGUUGGGAUGACUGUGAAAGCGUCAAAAAAGUGAUGAACUGCUCCUCUAGCGAGAACCAAUGUUUUAAGGCCUACGAAGAUAUCAAAAAAGACGGAGUAUCAACGAAGCGUUAUGGCAAAGGUUGUAGCUCAGCAGAAUUAUGCAAAACUGCGACAGACACCGACGCCUGUAAGGAAGGAACCUGUGAGUUGGAUUGCUGCUCUGGAGAUCUUUGCAAUUCUGCCAGAGUAGCACUGGUCAGCGUCAUCAUCCUCACCUUAUGCGCUGUUGUGGCCACUUCUCUGUAAGCCAUGAUCAGAGUACUCAAGUGUUGCAGUUUAUAGCUCCCAGAUUCGUUGAUUCGUUGUUGGGUUUAGUUUCUAAUUAAGCUUUUUUAAGAAAGAACGAUUGUAAACCACUUAGCGUUUGUUUCUAUGAAUCGAAGGUAACGUUGUUUUUAGGUUUUGAUCAAGGCAAGAUUACUUCUUUGUUUUUAUGAAAGUUUACAAACAUUUUUAGGGAAAAUCUCAACUCUGUAAGUCAUUCAGGGUAAUAAAUGUUUUUUAUUAAGAACAAUAAUUUAUGCAACUUUAAAUCAAAGGAC
This is a messenger RNA of Porites lobata, 3060 nucleotides long. Lineage: Eukaryota; Metazoa; Cnidaria; Anthozoa; Scleractinia; Poritidae. The record is from the annotation of a GenBank genome assembly.